This is a messenger RNA of Raphanus sativus (radish), 1350 nucleotides long. Its product is annotated as shikimate kinase 1, chloroplastic. Bases 183 to 1085 code for a protein of 300 amino acids. Gene Ontology annotation, cellular component: chloroplast. NCBI's taxonomy places the organism in Eukaryota, Viridiplantae, Streptophyta, Magnoliopsida, Brassicales, Brassicaceae. The record is from RefSeq and is a predicted model, not a curated record. Gene Ontology annotation, molecular function: shikimate kinase activity. The transcript is spliced from 11 exons.
AGGCCAGCACCAUUUCUGGUUUCACCAACCCCCUCAUCUUUAUUCUGAAUUUAAUUAUUCGUCCACCCAAAUGGAUUAGUCACUUGUAUUUAAUUAAACAAAAAAAAACUUAAAUCUGAGAGAGGUUCGCCUCUGCUAGCGAGAGAGAAUUUCAGGGAUUUGGAGUACUUUGUGUAUUACAUAUGGAAGCAGCUAUUGCUCAGAGGGUUCAGUACCCUUCAUGGGUUGAUUGCAGAAAGUUUGAGGGGAAGCCGCUUGGUUCGUUGCGGUAUUCUCAGCGAGUUAAGGAAGAGAAAAGGUUCAGAGGUCUUGUUGCUUUGGCUCAUUUGCAACCUGACAGAAGAAAUGAUCAACGGAGAUCUGUUUCUUCUGAGGUUUCGUGUUCUGACAACAACUCUUCAGCAUUGUUGGAGGCGGGAAGUGUUCAAGAUCUUAUUCUCAAGAGAAAAGCAGAAGAGGUUAGACCGUAUUUAAAUGGACGUUCUAUGUACCUUGUUGGGAUGAUGGGUUCUGGGAAAACAACCGUGGGGAAGUUAAUGUCUAAAGUGCUCGGUUAUUCCUUCUUUGACUGUGACACUCUUAUUGAGCAGGCGAUGAAUGGAACUUCUGUGGCAGAGAUAUUCGAGCUUCAUGGAGAGAGUUUCUUUAGAGGAAAGGAGACUGAUGCACUAAAGAAGCUCUCUUCAAUGUAUCAAGUUGUUGUUUCCACUGGUGGAGGUGCAGUUAUAAGACCCAUUAACUGGAAGUAUAUGAACAGAGGAGUCAGCAUUUGGCUAGAUGUGCCUCUAGAAGCCUUGGCACAUAGAAUCGCUGCUGUUGGAACUGAUUCACGGCCACUGUUACACGAUGACUCAGGCGAUGCAUACACUGUGGCUUUCAAGCGUCUUUCAACGAUUUGGGAUGAGCGCGGUGAAGCAUACACAAACGCAAACGCCAGAGUUUCCUUAGAAAAUAUUGCAGUCAAGCUUGGCUAUAAAGACGUCUCAGAGCUGACACCAACCGAAAUCGCCGUUGAGGCCUUUGAGCAAGUUCAGAGCUUUCUAGAAAAAGAAGAAACGAUGGAGAUCCCUGACGGCGACCUCUGAUCUCACACCCUCCGGUUCUGCCUCUUCAUUAAUCUGUAGAGUCCCGGUCAAAGAAACAAUCACUCAUAGCGAGGCCACUGAGAAAGUGGACAAAGAGGACCUGUUUAGUUACUUGUUUUUGGGUUAUUGGAGCUUUACACGAGUCUGAUUUUGAAUGUGGAAAACCACAAAUAAUGCUUUUAUUCAAUGAAGAUGCUGCAGUACAUGUCUAUAAAAAUCUACAUAACUCUCUGUUUUCAGUAUAUGCCUAUAAACUUUUUAUUAA